CCCACCCCGUCUCUCUAAAAGCGCUGUCUAUCUGUUCAAUGUAGGCUACUAUUCUCGGAGAGAGAAAGCAAGAGAGAAAGGGAGAAAAUAAUAACCUCCAAGAAUCGUGUAUUCCCGUCUUUCACCUUCCUCGACCAGCGGCCAGGAGGGGAGCGGCCUUCACGGUGGGAAUGUGCUGCUACAACAGACCCGCGUCCUACUUUUUGUGAAUGUAAAUGCACAUGUAGUGUCAAGUCUGUAGCCUGUUUACCCACCUAGGAUUCAGGAGGAAUCUUCAUAUGUGUAUAUAAAUGUAUGUUUGUAUGACAGCGUGUGUGCGUGUGCACAUGUAUAGGCCGUAUGUAGGUUAUAAAAGCCGAGCCUGACAGCGGGGGUAGCUUUUUCACCUGCAAGAAACGUGGAUACAUUUCGAGGGAUUUUCACGUCUUUGGUCACGUUUUCUUUUUCUGUUAUUUUGUCCCCCUCCUAUUUUUUUUUUUUUUUUUUUUCGUAAUGAUUUUCCCCCUCUCUCUCUUGAAGGGAUUCAUCGGAGUCGAGCCAGAAAUUAAGAAAAAAAAGUCUAUCGGUGCGCAGUUUUGGAGGCUUGGUGGUGAUGUGAGGGGCUGAUAACACAUUUCAGCAACAAAAGCGAGGGGCAGAGAGAGAGAAGGCCCUUUGGAGGAGAAAACAGCAAGGAACAGCCAUCACAUAUAAGGAGGACAAAUCGGAGGGGGGAUACUGGAUCAUUUCGGAUUUGGAGGUGGCGAGGGAUCAAGACGAAAAGACAACCGCAGUGAGUUUGGGGCUGAUUUGAUGCAGAGAAUGAAAAAGAGCCGGAUGACGACGGAAGAAGCGAGAAUGCCACACAUGUAGCUCGUUUGGGUGUAAAUAUUAUUUUCCUUACAGCUGUCCUGCUGGGUCCCCGACGAAGACAGCCGUCGGGGAGACAGAAAAAUAGAUAUAGAGUCUAAGUAUACACCCAUGGAAAUGUUUGUCAUGAAAAGCGACGUGGUAACGAGCGACGCUACAGCACAGGCGAGCUUUGCGGACACGCCGAGUUCGGCUCCUUGUCACGGGCAGCUGUGAGACGCAAGACCCGGGCUUUUGGAGAUGCAAAUUAGGCUGUUUUUUCUGCCUCCGUUUGAGGUGAACCGCCGUUUUUGGGUCUUAUAGCGGACAUUGUGGAUUACAAGUCUUUAUCUUACACGGCUGAAGGGGGGGAAGAGUUUGGAAAAACGAAACACAAACUACUGCAUAUAAAAGGGAAAAGCCCGAGCCGGAUUCAGCAAACUGAGAAGGCGGCCUCCGUGUCGUCAGCAACAGUAUCCUGCCCUUUCUCUGACAGCAAAAUACGCGUUACGGACUCUAAAUCUCUACAGAGGGGCGCCACGGACCUUAAACGGUGUAAAUAUGGGUUGUUUGGGCAACAGUAAGACCGAAGACCAGAGAAAUGAGGAGAAGGCUCAAAGAGAAGCAAACAAAAAGAUAGAGAAGCAGCUCCAAAAGGACAAACAGAUCUACAGAGCAACACACAGACUACUACUUCUAGGAGCUGGAGAGUCGGGAAAGAGCACCAUAGUGAAACAGAUGAGGAUCCUACAUGUCAAUGGCUUCAAUGCAGAAGAGAAGAAGCAGAAAAUCCAGGACAUUAAGAAUAAUAUUAAAGAGGCUAUCGAGACCAUAGUAACAGCUAUGAGUACCCUAACCCCACCUGUCCAGUUGGCAUGUCCAGAAAACCAGUACCGGAUUGAAUACAUCCUCAACUUUGUCAAUCAGAAGGACUUUGAUUUUCCAUCUGAGUUUUACGAUCACGCAAAGACACUGUGGCAAGACGAAGGCGUCCGGGCUUGCUAUGAGAGAUCCAAUGAGUACCAGCUAAUCGACUGUGCACAGUACUUUCUAGACAAGAUCGACAUUGUGAAACAGAGUGACUACACUCCAACAGAUCAGGAUUUGCUGAGGUGCAGAGUACUGACUUCAGGGAUCUUUGAGACGAGAUUCCAAGUGGACAAAGUUAAUUUCCAUAUGUUUGAUGUCGGUGGUCAAAGGGAUGAGCGCAGGAAAUGGAUUCAGUGCUUUAAUGACGUAACAGCCAUCAUCUUUGUGGUGGCCAGUAGCAGUUACAACAUGGUGAUCCGAGAGGACAAUCAGACCAACCGUUUACAGGAGGCCCUCAACCUCUUCAAGAAUAUCUGGAACAACAGGUGGCUGCGGACCAUUUCUGUCAUCUUGUUCCUAAAUAAACAGGACCUGCUUGCAGAGAAGGUGUUGGCAGGGAAGUCCAAAAUCGAAGAAUACUUCCCGGAAUUUGCUCGCUACACCACACCUGAUGAUGCGACGCCAGAACCUGGAGAAGAUCCGCGUGUUACAAGGGCAAAGUACUUCAUCAGAGAUGAGUUCCUGAGGAUCAGCACAGCAAGUGGAGAUGGAAGGCACUACUGUUACCCCCAUUUCACCUGCGCCGUCGACACAGAGAACAUCCGCCGCGUCUUUAAUGACUGUCGAGACAUCAUCCAGCGGAUGCACCUGCGGCAGUACGAGCUGUUGUGAUGGGAGAGGAAAGGUGUUAGGCCAAAAAGAUAAACCAGAUCGGACUAUGGAAGACGAAAAAGAAAUCCCUGAACCUGCGUCUCUGAACUCUUCUGCAGAAGUAUGAGGGCUCUUGUGACACAACAGGGGCCAAAACACACACGCACUUAUAGUAAACACGCCGUGAACCCAGAACUUCCCCUGAUGCAAACUCUCUACCUGAUGCAGAAUUUUUGAUGGAUGGGUUUGAGGGGCUUACACGUAAAACAGACUUCAGUCUUGACUUUCAGCCAUACUCCCAGCUCCUCACCUUUCGACAUUAUGUUAUCGUCACGUUACCUUCACCUUCCUUAAAAAAAAAAAAAAAAAGUGGCCCAGUCCGGACUGAGUUUCCUGCAGCGAGGGUUGGAGCUGCAGCUUGAGUUUUGUUCCCUUUUUUUUUUCCUCCCCUGAUUGGGCUGAAAACUAAGAGCUACUACUUCAGUGCAAUUGGGAAAGAGAUGAAUUACUGCAAAUGGAGAAUGAAUAUAUCACAGCAGAUCAACUGAACACUGUAUUUAAGAGAGACAGGAAAAAAAAAAAAAAAAAAAAAAGCACUGUGCUCAGGACUUUGACUCAAACCAUGUACACCAAACCUUCCUUUCACUUAGAGACUUCUUUAAAUCCAGUGGCUCUGCUUGCGCACACACAACAUAUCUCACCUGCUUUUUACUGGACUGCACAACAGGGGUCAAUCUGGCAACGCACGUACCUGCCGACGUUUCGUUGAGAUGCCGGCUAAUUUAUCUGGGUCGGUGCUUUUUGAGAUUAAACGGGCAGAGCUCAGCCGAGCCCAGAGGAGCAGCGUUACCACAGACUUAACCAGACCACGGGUGUGUUGGUGAGACUUCACUUGAGCAGGUGUUCACUAAAACGGGAUGGGAGCCAACUGCGAUUUGAAUUUCUCUGAUGGGAGGUGUCGGCCGUGAUUGACCGGGGCGCCAGCGGCUUCUCUACAGAACUGUUUUGCCACCUGACUUUGCCUUGUUGGUAUCGGAGCAUCACGUGAGGAGGAUAUAUUGAGUUUAAAACAAAAAGAACCAGAAAUGCCAACUUCUAUGGAACUUUCAAUGGAGGGCGACGGGCAUCCUUCAACAGUACAGUACCAUAUAAGUUAAAGAGAACUCUCAUCCUGUUAUACUGUCUCCACAGCUGUUUUUGUCUGUGUAGACUUUUGUGCCAUUGUGCCCUGUGCGCUCUUUCUUUAUCUCAACUCUUUGUCAUCCUUUUGUCACCCGUUCUCUACACGUUCUCCAUCUUUCGCCCACCCUCUUCACGCCACCUUUUCCAUUUGCACUUUUACCUUCCUGGCAGUGCUCUUUUGUUUUAAAGAGAAAAUAAGAUAUAUUAAUCUUGGAAUAUUAAAAACACAACAAAUGGGACUCUAUUUUUAUUUUUUUCUGCCCCCACCUGUGUGCUCGCACCUCCCUGCCAUUCCUCCCUCCACCAUUCCUCCUCUCCUCCCUUGUAUGUCUCUUUACUUUACUGCUGAACUAUUAUUCUUGUACAGACUGUAAAAUGUAUUAUUUUGUACAACUUUAUUGAGGAAAAAAUAACUUUUAGAAGAUCCCUGUGCCUUGAUCACGACUGUACGUGUGUAAUGAGCUAAAGUGGGUGUCAUACUGCGCUGUAUAGCUUGGCCAAUCCUCUCCCAACUCCCUGCCUCCCUCACUCUUACCUUCUCUCCCUUUCUUUAACCCCACCUCUCUCUCUUUCUCAGUUUCUCAGUCUAAUUCUUUCUCCUCUGUUCUCCUCUCCUUUCCUUGGAGCUGGUGGAUGACCAUUUGUAGCUUUAGUAGUGUUUUGGUUUUUUGGGUUGUUGGGGUUUUUUGUUUUUUUUCCUUUCAGCCUAUCUUUAUGAUUUAAUGUCAUUUUUUUUUUUUUUAUCCAUAUACCCCCAAAAAGAUAAAUAUGAAAUGUAUAUGGGUUCUAAAGUAUUUUAUUAGAAUCAAAUGAACCUUGACAAAUUGUACACUUGAUGGUGUGCAUAUUGCUAUAACUUAAUCCUUUCAACUGAAGUUGUUUGGGGUUUUUUUUUUUUUUUUGUUUUGUUUUGUUUUUGUUUGUUUUUUUCUUCCACACACUGAAGGGUUAUAAGUGGGAGGUGACAGAUGCAAAACAUUGCUUGUUUCUACACAUCGUUAUUGUUUUUGCAAAAAAAAGAAAAAAUGGCCAAAAAAAAAGACCAAUUUGUUUUUCUUUUCUGCUGAGGGGGGAGGGGGUCCUCCUGCCUAGCCUUGCACAGCAGAGGCAGCCUGUACAGUAUUAGCAUCUCUCAUUUCAGUGCCCUAGUCUCAUUUAAUGUGUACAUCAAAUAUGGGUCUACUUUCUGAAAAGGAGCUCUAUGAAAUAAAGAUUUUUUUUUCUUUUUU
Pelmatolapia mariae (spotted tilapia) is the source of this 4919-nucleotide messenger RNA. It is a transcript of the gene gnas, whose product is annotated as GNAS complex locus. The transcript is spliced from 13 exons. NCBI's taxonomy places the organism in Eukaryota, Metazoa, Chordata, Actinopteri, Cichliformes, Cichlidae. The record is from RefSeq and is a predicted model, not a curated record. Gene Ontology annotation, molecular function: GTPase activity; GTP binding; D1 dopamine receptor binding. Bases 1390 to 2529 code for a protein of 379 amino acids. Gene Ontology annotation, cellular component: heterotrimeric G-protein complex. Gene Ontology annotation, biological process: adenylate cyclase-activating dopamine receptor signaling pathway; sensory perception of chemical stimulus.